UGAGGGAGAGUGAAGUGGACAACACUACUCAUGGGAGGACGAUUUGGUAAACUUGUCAUCUCCGACCCUCCCUUCUCCUCUACUCGUCUCAAACAGGUCCCAAUUAUAGCAAAGAAUGAUGUCACGGAGGAAGACAUCACACAGGGUUUGCGGGAGUCGGUGAAGGAGCCAGAUGAGGCGAGACAGUGGCUAGAUGACCUGAGUGUAUCAUAUGAGGAUGGAUUCUUGGAACACCCAGCCACUGUGUUCCGCCUGGUGCUACACACUAUGUCAGUACACCUGUCCUACAAAGUGCUUCAGGUGGCGGCCAGUACGGCUCUCCUGUCUCUCCUGGAGGGUGAAGACAAGACGUGGCUGGUGGAGGAAGACGGGAAGGAGGCGGUGAAGGUGCUGAUGGUAGUGUUGAAGAGGUACAUUAGCAGCCGUAGUCUCGUGUGUAAUAUCUGUUUGGUUCUAUGUCGUCUACAGCUGCCGCAUUACGCUGGUGAGAGAUUCCCACAGCUAGUUCGUCUGUUGGUAGAGUUGGUGAGAGACAGAGGGGUGAGAGACGAUACCAAGAGAAAGGUGGCGGUGGAGGUACUUAGAUAUUCUGCCAGUGAAUCCGACCAACACCUCCGGGCUAUUAUGGGCGACUUUGGUGUUGUUUCGGCGAUGCUGGGGUUAAUCGACAGUCGACUAGAUCGACAGGCCACGAUCUACCACGGGGAGACGGAGUGGAUGACCCUGUGGAGCCUAACCAAGGAUGUACCAGCUAACUGUCAGCUGUUUCUGGACGGUCAGGGGCUUGCUUACGUCAUGAAGUAUUUACAGGUGUACCCAUGCGGAGACGAGCUCAGGUACCCCAUCACUGGUCUCCUACACGACCUGGUCACCACUCAUCAUUAUCGGCCGUAUUUUAUGUCCUGUCCCGGCCUGAUUACUGUGGUCUUUGAUCUACUAAGGAAGGCGUAUAAUACCUUUGACGUGAGGUGCCACGCGGCUCAGGUGUUGGCGUUCCUGGUUAGCGACGGUGAGAAGGAGUGGACCGUCGACGAUCCCACCAGGCACAAGGCAGUGACCACCCUCGGGAUCUUCCUCUCCAGAAGAACCGUAAACAAAUAUCGAGAGUGUUCAUACGACUCCCUGGACGGUCUGCUGGCACUACUAAAGGUCAACCACACCCAAGAAUGCCAAGAAUGGGCUGCAUGGUCAUUAGCCAAUCUCACUGUAAUUAACGGUAAGAAGUAUUGCCGCAUGUUGGAGGAGGACGGAGGUCUGGCAGUGGUAGAGGAGGUGAUGGGGGACUGUAAACUUGACCACAACACCAAGACGUUACUGAGGAUCGUCAAGAAACAAUGUCGACAUAUACGGCCUCCCAUACAGGACGUUAAACAACAUAAGAAUAAGGAGACCAUCGGGAAACUAGAGGAAGUUGACCACAGUCCCACUACAAAACUAAAGAAGAUUAUAAAAAGCUUGGAAUUCUCGCAAAGGCAAUUAAUCGACUUAAAAGAAAAGUUGAGCGCUGAAGUUGAUGAGAGCCGAUCACCCAAGACCCAAGUUCAACAGCUGAGCGAGGAUAACUCCAAGCUAAAGACGGAACUAAUGACAACAACGGAUCAGGUGGAUUAUGUAGACGACGUAGGGCGGCGAAAUAACCUCAAGCUUGCCGGAGAUCCCCAAGAUUUCCACGAGAACUAGGAGUCAUCCCAGCACAAAAUGUCACGCCUGCUGAAUGAACGUUUUAAACUUACCGAAGUCAAGUUUGACCGUGUUCAAUACGUAGGGAAACCCAACCCCUCCCGCCCCCGCGACAUCAUAACAAAAUUAUCUUCCCCUGUGACCGUGACAAAGAGUUUUAUGGGCACAGUAAGCUGAAAGACACCACUGUCUUUGUCAACGAAAACCUAUGCCCAGGUACGACUAAAGCCCGCCAACAGCAAAUGAACCAGUUUAAAGAAGCCAGGAAACAUGGGAAACACCCUUGUUGUGAGGGACUCUCGGGUAAGUGGACACCCCCCACUUACCUACCUGCUGUAUCAACCUCCCCCCCCCCCUCCAAGUCCCACAGGAAUCCCCUCCCCUCAGGGAGGGAACCAGCCCCUGCCCGCAUCCUGGCUAUCACCUGUGGAGUUCCCCACGCCGGCAACCCCAGUUACUACACGUCCACCCUUUGCGAUGGGAAUCAGAAUCACCAACCCACAUAACCAAGAAUCGCC
This is a messenger RNA of Homarus americanus (American lobster), 2198 nucleotides long. Its product is annotated as protein zer-1 homolog. The record is from RefSeq and is a predicted model, not a curated record. The transcript has 9 exons. Gene Ontology annotation, cellular component: Cul2-RING ubiquitin ligase complex. Bases 31 to 1680 code for a protein of 549 amino acids. NCBI's taxonomy places the organism in Eukaryota, Metazoa, Arthropoda, Malacostraca, Decapoda, Nephropidae. Gene Ontology annotation, molecular function: sigma factor activity; DNA-binding transcription activator activity.